AACAUUCAUAACUCUCAACACACAACACACUUAGAAGAUGUCCCAAUGAGCACUGACCCUGAUGACUAUGCAACUCACAAUUACCCAGAUUUUGUUCAUAUGGCAUUUGACAUGUGGGGGCCAACCACAGAUGACUUCGAGGGCACAGCUAAAAUGUUUGGACUUGGCCCAACAUUUAUGGACAAAUUUAAUGGUGACCAGUUCAGCAACCUAUGGCCAUCAAAUCUGUACUACCCCUUCAACUCCCACAAUGAAUGGGAGCUGGCAUUGUGGUUACUUCAUUCAGGCCUGAGCAUGAGAGCUAUAGACUCUUUCUUGUCAUUGUCAAUUAUACAGCUACUAAAGAUUUCCUUUCAUACAGCCAGAGCACUUCAUGGGCUGGCUGAGUUACUCCCUGGCAGGCUGUGCUGGUGCUCAAUGGAGAUUACUCCUUUGCAGCCAACCAAACACCCUGUGCACUUGUACUGGUGCAAUCCCCUGGAAUGCAUUGUGUGGCUCCUCAACCACCCUUUGUUCUCUGACCAGCUCAAUUUCAUUCUGAGGCAUGUAUACAAAAUGCCUGAGAAGCUUUGUAGGGUGUAUACAGAGUGGAUGACUGCUGAUGAUGCUUGGCAUAUGCAGUCACAGCUUCUGAGCAGAGUGACUCUUCUUGGCAUGAUACUUUCUUCAGACAAGAUGAAUAUUACUACUUUAUGUGGUGGUAGAGUUGCUCAUCCACUUCUCAUCAGCCUAGCAAAUAUC
This is a messenger RNA of Pisolithus orientalis, 741 nucleotides long. RefSeq lists its product as uncharacterized. Lineage: Eukaryota; Fungi; Basidiomycota; Agaricomycetes; Boletales; Pisolithaceae. The record is from RefSeq and is a predicted model, not a curated record. The transcript is spliced from 3 exons. The annotation marks the transcript as partial.